Messenger RNA from Hypomesus transpacificus, 4474 nucleotides. RefSeq names its product ubiquitin associated protein 2a (gene ubap2a). The record is from RefSeq and is a predicted model, not a curated record. Gene Ontology annotation, cellular component: cytoplasm; nucleus. Lineage: Eukaryota; Metazoa; Chordata; Actinopteri; Osmeriformes; Osmeridae. The coding region runs from base 140 to 3856 and encodes 1238 amino acids. The transcript is spliced from 27 exons. Gene Ontology annotation, molecular function: protein binding.
CGUAGUCUCCCGGAGAAUGUGGAGGAGAGAACCCACGUCUGCGGCGUACCCCUCACGUGACUUCGUCUGCUGCUGGCUGAGUGAAGCGUGUUAGCAGUUUUUUCUAUUUUGUACAUACAUAGUUUUGUAUAUACUGUAUAUGAUGACCUCGCUGGGCGGCGACAAGGCCCGAGGCCCUCGGGACAAAGCGCUGCCUGCUUCCACACACAUCACCCAACCACAGAAACAGCUCCAGGCAACCGCUGAGCAGAUCCGGCUCGCCCAGAUGAUCUACGACAAGAAUGAUGCCGACUUUGAGGGCAAAGUUAACCAGUUGAUGGAGGUGACGGGGAAGAACCAGGACGAGUGCAUGGUGGCACUCCACGACUGCAACGAGGAUGUCAACAGAGCCAUAAACUUCCUCCUGGAGAGCACUUCUGACACGACCUCCUGGGAGACAGUGGGGAAGAAGAAGCCCCUGGUGAAGGACGGCCCGUCGGAGGGCAAGGAGAACAAGGAGAACCGGGAGAAGAGGGCAGAGAGGGAGGGCAGCCGGGGGCGAGGGGGCGCCAACCGGAGGGGCAAGGGGGCCAGUCGCAACCGGCAAGGGCGGCCGGAGGAGAACGGCGUGGAGGUGGCCCCGGUAGAGAGGGUGGAGAGCUCGGCCGAGCGAGGCCGCAGGGGAAGAGGGCGAGGUGAGUGCAUAGGCUGCCCCUUCGGCAGCUCAGGGCCCGUACACGCUCUCUUUGGCCAAGGAUCGGGAGGCCGAGGUAGAGGCAGGGGGCCACCAGUGAGCAGGUUCUCCGCCCAGGGAAUGGGGACCUUCAACCCAGCGGACUACACCUCCGAAAGAAGUGCGGGGACCACACAGGGAGAAGCGUGGGAGACGGGGGCCAACAACAACAGCACAGAUGGGACAGUUGCCUGGAGAAGCACCAUGGACGACUGGGCCGCCGAGGACUGGAGCGAGGACGUAAGUCUCUCUGAGACCAAAGUGUUCACCUCCUCCUGUGCGCCUGCUGCUGAGAACCACAUCACGACUGGGCAAAGUGUGGACCUGGCUACCCUGCUGCAGAAGCCUGUGGGGGUACGAGGAGGAGAGGAGGGGGGUAUCAAAGCCCCCUCGGCCCAGAACUUGGUCUUCACCAACUCCCACCACCCCCCGGGCCAAACCCGCAACGGGACGGGCAUGAGUACAGGCACCACCAGCUACGCACACGCUGCCCUGUCCUCGGUGCUGGGCGCAGGGUUCGGGGACCUGGGCCAGUCCAAGAGGAGUCAGUCCAGUCCUGGGGCCCAAAUCCUGGAGCAGCUCAAGGGGCCGGGCCUGGGGCCCCUGCCCUCCUCUCAGGCCCCCCCACCCAGCACACAGCUGGGCAGCCCCCUGGGGAGGCUGCCUGGGCUGGGGGCUCACGGGGCCCCACCCUCCACGUCCAGCUGGGAUAUUAAGGGCUCGGAGCCCAGCGCCUCCCAGUUUAGCCGGGAGUUUGCCCUGCAGCCCGAACCCUCCCUGGUGCUGAGCCAGCUGGGCCAGAGACACUCCGGCCCCCCCCUGCCCCUGGCCUGCCAGCCGCAGCCCCCCACCUCCUCCGCCCCCUCCCAGCAGACUGCGGCCGGUGCCGAGGUCUCCGCCGCCGCCACCUCGCCCGCCCAGGAAGGACCCUUGCUCACGGCCAGCGGCUCCAAGACUGCCCCCAGCGUAGGGCCGGACCCUCAGGGCAGCAACACGCCGCAGCAGCAGCGGGCACAGCUAAAGGUCCAGAAACGAAGGAUACCUCCCUCCUCGAAGAUCCCCUCCUCCGCAGUGGAGAUGCCCGGCUCGGCUGACGUCCCCGGCCUCAACCUGCAGUUCGGGGCCCUGGACUUUGGCUCGGAGUCGGCACUGCCGGACUUUGGCUCGGCGGACAACUGCGGUGGCGUGGGGUCCAGGGAGUCCCCCCCUGCCCCGACACCCGCCCCCCAGAACCAGAGCAGCCUCUAUUCCAAACCUCACAGCGAGUCUUUAGUCGGCCCACUCUCAUCCUCGGAGCCCAUCUAUCCCUCCCCGUCGGUGGCCAUGCCCAGCCUGGCCCCCUCCUUGUUGGGCACGGCCAGCUCUGUGACCCCCUCCUCCUCCUCCACCCCCUCCUCGGUCCCCUCCUCCUCGCCCUUUGUCUCAGCGGCGAGCGACUAUGACUGCGGCGUGGCUCCUCACUCACGUCUGGCCUUCUCUCAGAGCAAAGAGAACCCGGGACCGGUCAUGAAUGGUCUGAAUGGUGUAAGGAGCGCAGCUGCUCUCGACAAACACGGCUCCGCGACUUUCACCGUGCGUUCUGUCGCUCUCUCCCUGCCAGCCCCGUCAGUGGCGUCCACACCAAAGUCCGAGUCUCCGGCGUCUCUGAGCCUCAGCACCAGCAGUGCCCCCCCCGCCCACAUGCCCCCCUCCCACAGCGCCGCGCUCUCCAGCCUGGCGACCGACAUGACGUCGGCCAGCCUAGCACAACUCAACAGCCAUGUCAGUAAUAGUCAUUCCUCAGUCUCAGCUCUCGGAUCCAGCUCCCUCACGUACACCAGUGUGGACAGCAACGUGAGCUCUCUGGCGCCCCUGUCGGGCUCCUCCUUCUCGUCGGCUCCGCCUCCCUCGGCCCACCUGGUCAACAGUAGCAUAAGCCAGCUGGGUCACAUGAGCAGCAUGAUGAGCGGGGCCGGGGGGGUCCACGCCGCCCUGGGCCUGGGCCCGAACGGAACCGGCUCCAACCUCAACACCCCCAGGACCGCCCCGCUGCUCUCCUCCUCCACUGGGAAAGCUCCCCCUAACUUGUCCCAGGGGGUUCCCCCGCUGCUGCCCAACCAGUAUAUCAUGGGUCCAGGAGGGCUGCUGCCAGCCUACCCACAGAUCUACGGAUAUGAGGACCUCCACAUGUUACAGUCCAGACUGCCAAUGCCCUCUUUGCAGGAUUACUAUGGAAUCACAUUCCCGGGCCCCACAGCUCUCUCUGGUAGAGAUGGAAGCCUUGCCAAUAACCCUUACUCGGGUGAAGUCACCAAGUUUGGCCGUGGUGACUCCACCUCCCCAGCCCCCCCCACCAGCCUGUCUGCCCCCCAGGCCCCCCAGGGCCAGAACCAGGGCCAGAGCCAGCCCCCCCAGCCCCAGGGCCAGCCCCAGGGCCAGCACCACAGCAGCCAGCAGGCCUUCCUGCCUCCGGGCUACAGCUACACGGGCCUGCCCUACUACGCCGGCAUGCCCAGCGCCGUGCCCAGCGCAGCCUUCCAGUACGCCCCCACCAUGUUCGUGCCCCCGGGCAGCCAGGGGCCGUCGUCGGCCAAGCAGCACGGCAUGGGCCUUGGCCUGGGGAACCCGUCGGCCAGCCCCUUCCAGCAGCAGCAGCAGCAACAGCAGGCCAGCAGCUACGGCCAGCACACCUUCAGCUCAGGGUACGAGGACCUGACCCAGGGGCCAGCAGGAGGGGACUACAGCAAAGGCUACAGCAACUCCUCCCAGACACAGGCCAAAUCUACUGCUACAGGCCCUGGAAAAGGUGUCUCUGUGACAUCAAGCAACUCUGGAGUGCCAGACAUCAGUGGAACUGUUUACAACAAGACCCAGUCCUUUGAUAAGCAGGGUUUCCAUGCGGGGACCCCCCCACCCUUCAACUUGCCGUCAGCACUGGGAGGCCCGGGGCCCCUCAACCCUGGAGGAGCCCCUGGAGGCUACGCUCCGGCCCCCUUCCUCCACAUCCUCCCCGCCCACCAGCAACAACACUCCCAGCUGCUGCACCACCACCUGGCCCAGGACGGACAGGGCGGACCAAGUCAACGUGGCCAGUCCAGCAGCAUGCAGCAGAAGAGCCAGGUCAACAAGUCCAGCUAUGGCAGCUCCCCAUACUGGGCCAACUGAGACUCCGCUGACACAUCCGACUGAUCAGACCGUAGAGGGACAAACCAUUUUACAGCACCAAGCUAUAAACACACUACUACCACCCCCCACCCCCCCUCCCACUUACUCAAUAUCUCCCCUUUCAAAUUUAUGGCUGUUGUAUGUAAAAUAUAUUUAUGUAUGUAUUUAUACAGUAUAUAUAUAUGUAUUGGUAGGACAUGAAAUGUGGUUUUCUGCAUUUGUACAUUUUUUUUUUUAUUUCGAAGGAUGUUUCGUUUUAUUUCCAAAAAAGCGAUAAUUGUGGAAUGAGAAUGAAUAAUCAUGGAAUUAAUUAUGAAGUUGAUGGUAAAUAUACUUGAACAUGAACAAGCAUCAUGUGACGUGGUCGAUUUACUUAUUUUUACGUAUGCAUAGAUUAAGCCUUUUUAAAAACAUUUUGUAACUUUGGUCUCCCCCAUCUGUGAACAUUUUCUAUUGAGGGUGACUUGAUAGCUUGACAUUUUCUUUCUGCCCCAUUUUCCCUCCAUUUGUGACUCCCUUUCUAGUUGGCUGACGUGACCAGCCAUGCCUUGGAUUUGAUGUCAGUUUAAAAUUGGUUUAAUCCUCGUUGUCCAAUGAAAUAAAAGUUCUGAACAGUUA